AUGGGCGUCUGCUUCUCCUGCAUUGGCCAUGACCGUGACCGCGACUUGUCCGACGAGGACGAACAAUCAAGAUUGCUCUUCGACGACUCCCACACGAAUCAAUACGGCAGUUUCGGAGAUCAUAGUGCUGGAGCCAUUCAGGCAGAUCCCCAGGAAGUUCAGAGAGAGACGGAGGCCUUGCAGAAGGUCGUGAUGCAGACAUCAAACCAUCUCGUGGAUAUAUUUGCUAUGGUACCCCAGAAUAAUGUCCCCCAAUCUGCCACAUUGGCCUUUCCCGUCCCAGAUGCCCGACUCCUACGGUACCAAGAUGUACUUGCAAAGAUUUCCUCAGCCGAUGCUAUCAGUAAAUCCAAUCAGUACCUCGCAGAAAACACGCCCGCUCCCUCAGAAGGGUGGAUCUCCGACGAAGACGACCUCGAAGAAAUGCAGAGCCAGAAGCCUGUCAAAUCAGAUGGCGUGGGACCGCUGCUGGGAGGUUUCGCAGAUGCAGAAACCUCCAUGGAAUAG
Molecule: messenger RNA, 507 nt
Organism: Mollisia scopiformis
Lineage: Eukaryota; Fungi; Ascomycota; Leotiomycetes; Helotiales; Mollisiaceae
Exons: 3
Coding region: 1-507 (168 amino acids)
Biological process (GO): positive regulation of TOR signaling; cholesterol homeostasis; regulation of receptor recycling
Cellular component (GO): late endosome membrane; Ragulator complex; membrane raft
Source: RefSeq, a predicted model, not a curated record